Messenger RNA from Ahaetulla prasina, 13488 nucleotides. It is a transcript of the gene GAS7, whose product is annotated as growth arrest specific 7. Bases 171 to 1634 code for a protein of 487 amino acids. Gene Ontology annotation, cellular component: plasma membrane; cytoplasm; actin filament. The record is from RefSeq and is a predicted model, not a curated record. Lineage: Eukaryota; Metazoa; Chordata; Lepidosauria; Squamata; Colubridae. Gene Ontology annotation, molecular function: actin filament binding. Gene Ontology annotation, biological process: neuron projection morphogenesis; actin filament polymerization. The transcript is spliced from 14 exons.
CUGUCCCAGGGGGCGGCGCGGGGAAACGACGCGGCCAAUCCGCCAGUUGGGCUGACUGGGGAGCGUCGAGAGGGAAGCAGGCGGACUCCCGGCAGCCAGAGGCGGAUCAGCUCGGCACCUGUGGCGGCUAGAGCCGAGUUUCUUGAGCAAGUCCCCAGGGCUGCUGUGUGAUGCCACCGCCCGGGCAGGAGCGGGUGGUGCCUGUGCUGGGGGCGCGUUGCAGAACCCUCUACCCCUUCUCCGGAGAGCGACAUCGGCAUGGACUGCGCUUCGCUGCGGGCGAGCUACUCACCGUCCUCCAGGCGGGGCCCGACGGCGGUUGGUGGGAAGGGGAGACGGCCGAAGGGCUGAGAGGCUGGUUCCCGGCCAGCUACGUCCAGCUCAUUGAGAAACCUAGGAAGGUCAUUCCUCAAGUUGGAGAAGAUUCUCAAAAUGGUCAUCUUCCACCUGGCUGGCAAAGUUAUAUGUCUCCUCAGGGGCGAAGAUAUUAUGUGAACACCUUCACCAAUGAGACUACUUGGGAGCGACCAAGCAGUAUUCCUGGAACUCCAAAGAAUUCUGUGAGCCAGAAGAACUCCUUGCCUACAGUGAACGGAUAUCACAUACCAGGCACGUUGGCAUCCCAGCUAGAGCCAAGCCACAUGAGUCUCCGCAAAAUCAGCAGUGACCCUCAGAGUCCUGGGUCUCCAUCACCUACUCGAAAGCAAAAUAAGGAGAACACCUUUACGAUAAACUGUGUGACUUUUCCCCAUCCUGACACAAUGCCAGAACAGCAGUUGCUAAAACCUUCUGAAUGGAGCUACUGUGAUUAUUUCUGGACUGAUAAGAAGGACCCCCAAGGGAACAGUACGGUCUCGGGAUUUGAAAUUCUUCUGCAGAAACAACUGAAAGGGAAGCAAAUGCAGAAAGAAAUGGCAGAGUUUAUUCGAGAAAGAAUAAAAAUUGAAGAAGAAUAUGCCAAGAACCUAUCUAAACUAUCACAGAACUCCCUGGCUGCCCAGGAAGAAGGGACACUCGGCGAAUCUUGGUCUCAGCUAAAAAAAAGCAUGGCUGAUGAAGCAGAGGUUCAUCUUAAAUUUUCCUCUAAGCUCCAGGCAGAAGUGGAGAAACCACUACUCAACUUCCGUGAAAACUUCAAGAAAGAUAUGAAAAAGUAUGACCAUCAUAUUGCUGAUUUGCGAAAACAGCUGGUUAGUAGAUAUGCAGCAGUGGAAAAGGCUCGAAAAGCAUUAACAGAGAGGCAAAAGGAUUUAGAGAUGAAAACACAGCAGUUGGAGAUAAAACUGAGCAACAAGACAGAAGAGGAAAUUAAAAAGGCCAGGCGGAAGUCUACUCAAGCUGGAGAUGAUCUCAUGCGUUGUGUGGAUUUGUAUAACCAAGCUCAGUCAAAAUGGUUUGAAGAAAUGGUAACCACCUCUCUGGAACUUGAGAGGCUAGAAGUCGAGAGGGUGGAAAUGAUUCGGCAGCACCUUUGCCAAUAUACACAGUUGCGACACGAGACAGACAUGUUCAACCAAAGUACAGUGGAACCUGUGGAUCAGUUGCUUCAGAAAGUGGAUCCAGCCAAAGACAGAGAACUGUGGGUAAAAGAACACAAAACCGGUAACAUCAGACCUGUGGAUAUGGAGAUAUAGACUUCCGUGACCAGGUGGGCUUUUGAGUCCACCCAGUUCGAGGGAUUUCCAUACAGCUUCAAGAGGAGGAACAGGAGAGAGGUUCCACUGUCAGCUUCCGUAUCUAUUUAUUAUUGUCUGUAGGGACUAUUUCUGUCAUGUUUGAUCAUUAUUCCAUUCCUAUAGUGCUAUGCCUUAAACAUCCAACAUUCCAGGGUUGAGAAGCUACUCUUUUUCCUUCUUUUUGAAACUGGCUCCUAGCAGCCAAGCACGUGCAGCUCCCAUGAUCAAUGGCUGGGUCUGUUUGCUGGUACAAAAAGAAUCUUGCUAUUCUGUGGUUAUCUAUUUUGUGCUACUCCCCUUGCAUGAUGCUCUGUUUUGUACUGUAAUGUUAAGACACAAAUAAGGCUGUGCCAAACCUAUGGACGGAUGAGUUUGAAUGUGAUUCUGGAAGCAGGGAGAUCCUCCUGAACUUUCCCCACUGAAUUAGGUGGGAUUGGGGAGGUGGUUUUAAAGUCCCCCCUCCCACCUCCUCUCCCACCUACACUUUAUGAAAUGGAGUUCAUAAUGCUUACCUACCUCACAGGGAUGUUGUGAGGAUAAUAUCUGUGUAGAGUGUUAUGUUUUAAUGACCAUUGUCUCCUAUAACUGCAAAUACUAUUGCAAGGCUACAGUGAAAAGGCUUUUUUGAGUAAAGAAAAGGAGGCUGUGGGUCAGGAGACAAUGUCACCCAAAGAAAAACGCUUGGGUUGGCCCCCUUUUAUACUGUCUCAGGUACUUAACUGGCUGCAAUCCUCAAGCUACUUGUGAUCUUUUGACUUCUCCAGGAUCUGCAGAAAUGAUCAGAGAAUUGGAACCAUUGAAACCACCCCCCCUCCAAUAGAAAAAGAGCACUUUCAAGACACAGUUGCCUCUUGUCAUGUGUGCUUCAAGAGUCUUUGGAAGAGUGCAAGAAACCAAAUUCAAAGUGAAUCGCAACCUGCAAAAUAACCUACAUGAGUGUUAGGUUAUUUAGAGUGUAGGAUCUUGCCUCUGCCAAUAUGUCUUCCCUGAUUUCCAAUUUUGUGGCUCAUGUCACAGAGAUCCCUGCAUUGAUGACACAGCAAAAUUCAAGUGAAAUUUGGGUACGGGGGGUGGGGGGAGAUUUUGCAAGCCUUUGGCUCUUGAGUUCCCACACUCUGGCAGCUAUUUUUUUAAAAAGUGUUUUAUUUUAUAACAGAGUUCAGGCCAUAUUAAGUCUCAUUAUAAAACUAUCAGAUGGUCAAAAAUCAGCACAAGUGAGUUAAGAUGUGACUAUAUGAAUCCAGCCAAAGAUGCAUUAUACAGCUAGAUAUUUUCAGAAGUGCAGCUAUUUAUGAUGGUACUACAAGGCCUUAUCAAUUGAUCCUGAGCUCCUUUAUUUCAGAAACCGUUGGGGAAAAACCACCAUGUUCUUUGUUCCCCUCCUUUUUUCAUUUGUCUUGCAAUGGUGUUUGUACAGGACAAAUAUUUGCUUCAAGUAUCAGAGCUUUAAUUUUUUUUGUACUGCCAAGUAUUUUGUUUGAACAUGUGUCACAAACAUCUACUAUUCAUUUCUUUAUUUCUUAAUUUUUUUUUUCCUGGAAUGCAUUUGUCAGUUUUUCGACCAGACUUUCCAUCAGCACUAUAGCUCUUGUCCUUUCUGUUUUCAAAGUAAUGGUUUUAACUUUAACUACAGAAAUGUAAUAUAGAUAACUUGAGCCUCUUAAAUUUAAAAGCAUAUAGGAGGAAAUUUGGGGUAAGAGAUGGCAUUGUUUUUGCUGGAUUAUUUGAUGCUUACAUUAAUAAAUACAGUAUGAAGAAAACUGGCACACAAGCUAUUCCUGUGAAUUACCACUCAAAUGUGCCCUCAUUUGAUUGAUUCUUUUCCCUUUCCCUUCGGCUUGUUUUCUAUUAUCAACAAAAUCUCUUUUUUCAUCUCCAAAGGCAUCACAGGUUUAUAAUAAAAAUAUAUAUUUUGUCUUUUUCCCAAGAAACUGACUGUCGAGAUUUGCAAAAAAGUACAAUUUAUCCUGCUGGUAUGUGUGAGUACAUUAAGGCCUGGAUCAAAAACAAUAUAAAAAGAAUUUCUAAGGCAUCUAUUCAGUUCCUUUCCUGUUUUGAAGCUUGUGAUAUUUCAUUAUUCCUUGCAACCUUUCUCUAACUGACUGUUUUCAGAACUUCCUUUAGUUGUUGCCCAUUAAUUCCUGGGCUUUUUCUGUUUUCCAUACUUGAUACUGUUUAACUAUAUGUUCUUUUGAUAAAAUGGACUGCAAUUCUUUGUACAUUCCACUCUAACUUUCUUCACGAUCAUCAAGCAAACUGCUUGUAGCAUAUUACAAAAGUUGCUCUUUCCAAAUUAUAUUUUAAGAUUCCAUUUUAAAUCUGACUUAAUUUAAAAUAUCCAUCUUAUUUUUUUAGAUAAAAAAAUAGUCAAAGCACCUUAAUUGUAAAUGUAAAAACACUGCCUGAUCAUUUGGUUUUCGUGUAUCUGCUGCUUUCUAUAACUAACAAUUGUCUCUUUUUUUGUUUUUUCUGUAUCUUUCAUUAUUAUCUUACCCAUUACUUUGCUUUUCUAGUUUCUUUUUUCACUGAAAGCUCCAGUGAUUGGUGAUGGCAAAAUGUAAUUUGAUUGCAGAAAAAUUCCCAAAAUUUUACAAAAACUUCAGUGGUGGGUUGCUACUGGUUCGCCCUGGAUCGGGCGAACCGGUAAUGGUGGUGGGAGGCUCCACCCACCCAUUCGGACGUUUCUGCGUAUGCACAAGUGCGCGCGUGCCCAUGAAUGAACCAGUAGCGAUGGAUUCUGAAACCCGCCCCUGAGAAGCUUGUAAAUAGAUUCGUAGGUCUCUGGCUUUAAUUAUUUCAAAUACUACAGUGUAUUUUCCUGACUAGCUUAAUCUAUGUUUUCUUUCAAAUUCUACAUGUCUUUUAAACAUUAUUAUUUUAUAUGAAGGAUGAAAAAUACACAUUGUUCACCAGACUCCUUUUUAUGCUCCGCAGGGUUUGGGUGAAAAGAUUGGAACCAUUUCUCUGUCUUUUGGGAAUUUGAGUUAUUAAGGGCCAACAUGAGAGUUGUAAGCUUGCAAUUGCUUAAAAUGCUAAUUUCACUACUUAAAAUUCCUCAGGUCACCAUAGUCUCGGUACUUUUCGAGUUCAGCCCUCAGCAUGUCAUGCAAAGCUCAGAUGCUCUCAGUCCAUGCAAUUUAUGGCAAUCAUGCAGUUAUUCCUGUAUGGCCAUGAUUAACAUAACCAUGGGGUGAUAGCGAGAGAGCAAAGUCUCAGUUGAUGAUCUACUUAAAACAUCUGUUAUUUGGGAUCCAUUACAGGCAAUCCUCUACCUCUGACCACAACUGAGCCAAAAAUUUCUAUUGCUAAGCAAGACAUUUGUUAAGUGAGUUUUUGGCCCAUAUUAUGACUUUUCUUGCCACAUUUGUUAAGUGAAUCACGGCAGCUGUUAAGUUAGUAAUAUGGUUGUUAAGUGAAUCUUCCCCAUUGACUUUGCUUGUCAGAAUGUUGCGAAAGGGGAUCACGUGACCACAGAGUAAGGCAGCCGUUAUAAAUAUGAACCAGUUGCCAAGCAUCUGAAUUUUGAUCACAUGAACAUAGGGAUGCUGCAACUGUCGUAAGUGUGAAAAAUGAUCAUAAGUCACUUUUUUCAGUGCCAUUGUAACUUUCAUUGGUCACUAAAUCAACUGUUGCAAAUCGAGGAGUACCUGUAGUUAUUUGAAGGAAAGUAAUCACCAAUCCCUUUGUUUUAGCUUGGUAGAAGUCUUUUAGCCAGCUUCUUCAAAACCAUUGGGCUUUCAAAUUUAUUUGGCCCAUCAGACUCAAAUUAUUAUUAUUAUUAUUAUUUAUUAGAUUUUUAUACCGCCCUUCUCCCGAAGGACUCAGGGCGGUUUACAGCCAAAGAUAAGAACACAAGCAAUUUACAAUUAAAACAAAAUUAAAAAACUUAUUAAAUAAUUGGCCGAAAUUUAAAACAUUUAAAAUCUAAAAACCCUUAAAAUUCAUCUAGAAAUUUAAAAUUUGAAAAUUUAAAAUUUAAGCCAGCCCCGUGCGAGUAAAUAAAUACGUUUUCAGCUCGUGGCGAAAGGUCCGAAGAUCAGGCACUUGGCGCAAGCCAGGGGGAAGUUCGUUCCAGAGGGUAGGAGCCCCCAUAGAGAAGGAUCUUCCCCUGGGGGCCGCCAGCUGACAUUGCUUGGCGGACGGCACCCUGAGAAGUCCCUCUCUGUGUGAGCGUAUGGGUCGGUGGGAAGCGUGAGGUAACAGUAGGCGGUCCCGUAAGUACCCAGGCCCCAAGCCAUGGAGCGCUUUAAAGGUAGUAACCAAAACCUUAAAAACACUGGUGCUACUUUUUCCAUUCCUUUUUUGUAGGACAAGAUAUAACUCACUUGAAUGUUCUUGUUGAAGUUUUCUUUCACCAUGGAAAGCAGUUGUGGGUGAAACCUGCAUAUUUUCUCUUAAGCUUUGCUCUUUGGAACAUUCCACUGCUCAGUUGCUUUCUGAUUUGUGUUUUAGACUGGUGAUAUGUCUACAUCUAGACUUCCUUGACUCCAAAAGGUAGAAUGCGAAAGCCCAUAUAUUAGGGACGCAGAGAGAGAAGAGGAUUAGCAUGUCAGACCUGUGAGACUCUUUUUCUGUUUUUGAAGUUCAACACCUCACUGCCUUUUAAAUGUGCCUGUUAUUAUUACCCUUUUAUAUUGCAAUGGAUUUGCCAUUGGGUUUUAUUUUUCCUUUGCAAAUCUUACUCACUGCAUUCCUGUUACAUGACAUUUUGGUAUGACUUACAGUUGUGGGAUGAUUUUCAAGUGUACUUUGUGCCUUUUGCUUCUCGGAAUGUUUAUAUCCGUUCAUAUUUAGCUUGGAUGUUCAUCAGAUUAGCCAGACGUUUACAACCUGAUUUUGUUUAAUGUGGUUUCUAGCUGCUUAAUCUCUCUUAAUUGCAUAGCUCCCAUUCUUUAAACAUUCCCAAUGCUCAAGAUUUGAUUUAUUCUCCUUUCAGGAUUCACAAGAUAGCAAUGCUUUGUGAAAUUCUCUUUCUAAUCAAGUAUUUUAGAGAGAAAAAUAUUAAGAGAGAAUUGCAUUUUUUUUCCAAAGGAAGCACUUUGGAUUACUGAAAUAGAAGUGCAAUAUUUGGCAUAUUUUUAGUUCCAUGUCGGCUUAGAGAUGAAUGCAAGCAUAGAUAAACAAUGUAAUGUUGUAGUAUGAAGGACUUCUUAUUUAAUAUUGUGACUAUGCCACUCUUUUACCCUUCCAAUCCAGUGGUGGGUUUCAGUUACCUUUGCUACCGGUUCGCUCGCAUGCGCACCAUUUCUGCACAUGCGCAUAUCAUAUUUGAUGAUGGGCAGGUGGGCGGAGCCUCCCACCGCCACCACUACCGGUUCACCCCAGUUCAGGCGAACCAGUAUCAACCCACCACUGGUCCAAUCAUGUUACAUGUUCACUGGACAUAGUCUGUUCUCACUAAGCUAUUUGGAGGGCUCCUUCCCAAAGUUUUGCUAUAAAUAUCUUUGCACUUUUACAAACUUUGAGGCUCCCGUGAAUCUGUUGUUCCUCCUGUCCUGAAAAUAGAUGGUGGCAUUUUAUAUAAGGAUUGGCAUUCAGAGAAUUGAGAAACCACCUCAUAUAUGACAAUGUUCUUUACAGAUUUUGUAGUAUCUGAAUAGAAAGUGGUAUUCUGGGUUCUGUUUGGAUUUUCAUCCUGUAUUAUCUGCCCACAAUGAGUAAGCUGAUCCUUAUUGUUUUAUUUUGCUGAUUAGUUAGUAUCUAGCUUGUUCACAAUGCUUGUCAGUGUGAUUUGUCACAGAUCAGAUCUGGAGCACACAGUUAGUUUGGUUCUUCCAUAGCAAAUCUACUGACCACAGCAAAUCCUCUGCUAUGUAAUCUCGGUUCUGUUCUCUUGUGAACUUUAUAAUAUAACAAUACACCUGCUUUUCUUACUUUAAUAUUAUGUCUCUCUUGUGAAUGGGGCUGGGCAGAUUUAAUACUGAAUUUCCGAUCCUGAAUUCAGUGAAGAAAGGUCAAAAAUAGGUAUGGUUUCUCUAUUUCAGGGGUCUCCAAGCUUGGCAACUUUAAGACUUGUAGACUUCAACUCCCAGAGUUCCUCAGCCAGCUUUGCUGAAGUUGAAGUUGAGUUGAAGUCUACAAGUCUUGGAAGUUGCCAAGGUUGGGGACCCCUGCUCUGUUUAUAAGUUUCUUUAAAUUAUUUCUGUUUUAAUACAGGUAGAAAGCCUAAGCAAGUAGAUUUCCCUUUUCUUAGUGCAACCCUACCUGCUCUUCAGAAUUACAUUCUCCUGUAUCGGAAUUGAACACAUCUUUAAGAGAGCAAUAUUUAUGGUUCAUAAGGAAGGAAAAAGCAACAGUGUUGUUGUUAAAUUAAUGACACAGCAUGCUGAAAUUCCAGCUGUAAGUUGCACACCUUUGGAGGCACUCAGAACCUCCAAUGCUUUUAAGGCAUUGUCCUCCCAGGCUAAUAAAGGUAUGAAAAAGUUCAAAUUCUAUGCACAUCUCUCUCUUUUCCCUCAUCCCCUGCAGCAGGGAUGAAGAUUCUUGUUAAGAUUCUUAAAUCUUACCAAAGGACAUUUUCUUCUGUCAGGUUUUCCUGCAUGCAGCAAAAAUUUCUGCUCUAUUUAGCCCAGGCCUAGGGAGGAAUGGCAAGGUAAAACCAACUACUGAUUGCCAUCAAAGAACAUGCAGAUUUUGAUGGGCACUGUAGUCAACUACCAUCACAGUUGCUUUCUGCUGGCGUGGUGAGUCUCCAUUCUGUUACUAACCCAGGGUUGGAUGUGAAAGUGGCAGAGAAAGGCCAUCAUAAAAACAGCUUUAAGUUUCCAUCUUUCAAGAAAAUUGAAAGAAAGGGAAAGUGACAGACAAGACCAUUGUCUCAGAAUAGCCAGAUGAAUUUUUUUUAAGUCAUUCGGUAGAUAACACAAGAGAAAAAUAUCCCAAGCAAUUAACCCAUGAAGGAGUUUGGAUUGAGCUAUUUAAAUAUCAGAUUGAUUAAAAGAAAAUGUUUAGUAAAUAAAUGGGAGAUAUGUGUCAAUCAGUAAAUAGUUGGAUUAGCUUUUCCGUACAGUAUUUCCUCUUUUUGCGGGAAUUGGAAUGACAAAUCUGUAUUACUUGCUCUGUUUUGUUCAGAUUUUCCUCUUCAUAUUCAGAAAUAGCCACUAUCACAUUCAAGAUUAUAACAAUUGUUCUAAGGUUAUUUUUGAGAGAAACCAUUAUUAGGAUACCUUCUGAUCCUUUUUUCCCCUCAUAGAUUUAUUCACAAAUAUUUGAAAUUUAGAAAAUAGAUGUUUAGACUAUUAAUGGCCAUGUUCUCAAAGAAUCAACAAUAUGUGUUUUGAUGCCUCUGAUUUGUUACCACUCAAAUAUGGGGCAUGUUGUACAAAGCAAGUCACUGAUGGCCACAGUGGAAACCCCUUCCUGAGGUGUACUGAUUGUAAUUCCAGUGGCAGUUAGAGUUGUUUUUUUUCAAUUUCUAAAGGAAUUUGUGUCUCCACUGAAACAUUGAUUUGAACCAGUUGUGAAAUCCAAAUCUUUUAACUACUGGUGGUGUGACCCAGACCCAAGCAGGUAGCAAUAAACACAGUCCUUAGUAAAAAUACACUUCAUUCAAACAGCUGAGAAUUAAUUUAUUCCAGCGCCGGGUAACUCAAAACAAAACAAAGGCUUCACCAACAAACAAACGUUCUUCAGUUAUCACAAACCUGAGUUCAGUUUGGAUAACUGCCAAGGUCCUUUCUGAUAAAUGUCCAGAGCAGAGAACAGAGCAAAGAGCGCAGCUGCAACAUUGCUUUCCGGCAAACUGAGACAUCGGUGCUGAUCUCCUUUUAAACCUUAUGGGACGGGCCAAUCAUCUCUUGGCCCUACUCCCGAGGUGACCUCUCUGCUUGAGCUGCUCCUGCCUUCUGGCAGCUCUUCUGCGGGCGUUAGGAACAGGCUGAUCGCAGUCCGAUUCCGCCGACAGCUCUGUAGGCUGCUGAUGGGUCACAACAACUGGUUCUGGGGGCGUGGCUUGGUGGGUGUGGCAGGGGAAGGAUAUUGCAAAAUUUCCAUUCCCAUCCCACCCCUGGGGCCAGCCAGAGAUAGUAUUUGCCAGUUCUCCGAACUGCUCAAAAUUUCCACUACCAGUUCUCCAGAACCUGCUGGAUUUCACCCCUGAUUUGAACCCAUUCUUUCAAUUUUCAAUCAGUAUUAUAGUGUCCCUGACUUAAGAAAGCUACUUGAAGUAUUUUUAAUAGUUACUUAAACAUUGCAUCAUAUGCCUCUAAAUAGACAGAUGAAAUGGGAUCAUCUGGAAUGCUGUUGUGCUUUUCUUCUGACAGCAGGAUGAACAUUUAGUUAAAGACAAUUUUCUCAUAUAAAAAACGGGAUUAAAAACUUGCACUUCAAGUAUUUUGAUGGAAAUUUCUACACACCAUGUAUAUUUACAAGAUUUAUCCAUUGAAAAGCUAUAGCUUCUUUCAAAGAAACUUGGAGUUAAUAGUUUGGUGACAACAUUUCAUUAAAGAUUUUUAACUUGCUGUUCAGAAGCAUAGUUUCCAGAGCCACCGGAAGAAAAGAAGUAUCUAUUGGGAUAAUUUAGAAGUAUAGUUAUGAACGUUAAUACCAGUGCUUAUGUAGAUAAUGUGGAUAAGGAUAUGUGAAUAGUGUAAAUAAAUAAAUUUUAUGUAGUCCAAUACCUUGAAUUUUUUUUCUGUCCACCAGUAAGAUAUUCUUUGCUUUACUAAUGUAUUGUCAAAGCAUAGCAAAGAAUUAUUAUGGGUGUUAUUUCUGCUGAAAGCAGCUGGAAAAAUAGCUAAAUAUAUUGAGAUAAGCCCAAAGAGAUGAUUUUUUGGCCCUGGCAUUGAUCAAAAUAGAUUUUAAACUUCAGAGACAUAGCAUUCACAGGAAAAGAAAAGAAGAGCUAUAUGAAGCUUAGGUGGGAAUUGGAUUUAAUCAUUCUUUGAAUUGUAGGAUUCAGUUCAGUUUCAAUUGCUUUGGGAUCAGUUCUAGAGUUCCCUGGGGUUUUGUGCAAAGUUAAAUUGAAUUGAUGAUUCAGAUUGAACUGACCAUUUGAAACAAAUCAUGGAUAACUUGCACAAUGCUCUCCAAUCAUUCUUAGCAACAUGAUGGACAUUUGCUAUUAAGUGUAGUCUUGCACACUAUAUAUUGUACCAGGAGGUGGCACUACCACAUGGCAUCUAAUGUUGCCAAUGCUAUAUGGAUUUUCUUGCUUACAGUUUCUGUAACUUUCAUUUGCUUUUCAGCUAAAUAUGUCAACAAAAAAUGUUUGUAACCCAAAAUAGAUGUGAAACAUCUUCAAAGAUGUCUUGGCAGUUUGCCAGUAUCAUUUCCUGAAGAACAAGGCAUGGCAAUAAUAGCUAUAAAAGAAGAGUAGUAUAUCCUUGCUAGUUUGAUAUUUUCCAAUGCAGGGAUCUUAUAGGUUUCUGUUUCUGAGACAAUGAAGUUUUCUGAUUAUAUAUAUAUAUAUAUAUACUCAAAAGUAUUUAAUUUUGGUUUUUUGGGAUGGUGGGUGGCAUCUUUUCAACCCUCUAGCUAGACAAGUGCUGAAAUGCAUUCUCUAUUCAUGUACCAUGAUUUGCUUGCUAAAUCUGUUGAUGGACAAUGCACAAUAAUUUCUCAUCAACUUUAUAUAUUACACCAACCGAGAUUAGAUAACCUGCAGACCUUGAUCUCCUUCACACUUUACUUUACUUUAUUGAUUAGCCCUUAUCAAAGUGCAAAAUUCCAGACACAAAUCAUUACUAAAAUCUGAUAAAAACAAUUUAAAAUGGAAUUGGAUAAAAUACAAUUUAAAAUGAAAUUGAGAUAAAAUGAAAUUUUAUCACCAUGAAAUGCUAAGGAGCCCAAGUGGUAAUCUUAGCGUAUCAUUAAAAUUGAGUAGCAAUGUAACCAAAUUUCAUUGUGAUUCUUUGGGUUAUUUUUCUUGUUUGGGAGAGAUUUAAGAUUAGGAAUGGUAGUGGUUGCUUUCCAAGGCUCUCUGGUCAUUAAAUAGACACACAAGCCCAAAACAGACCAAAAUAUUUCAACCUCUAACCUGAAUUGUGGCUCCUGAACUUUUAGAAAUUGUCACCUCUGCACUAAGCUUUAAUGUCAUUUUUUUAAUUUGGCUUAGGUGUUCCAAGCGCCCAUUUUUUGUGGUUUAAAAAUAUGCUUUUUAUUUUUAUAUAUAUAAAAAUAUAAUACUAUGUGUGAACUUGUGCGUGUGUGUGUUUUUAAAAAAAGAAGCCUGAUUAAAACAAAAAUAGAUUAGCACGUUAUGAUAUGUGAUUGCAUUGAUCUUGACAUACUCUUAUAAUAGAGUCAAAUAUUGGUUUUUUGCUAAAAUUCAGGUGCCAAUUAUGAUGUUUUAAAAUGAUUUGUUUCAGUCCUGUUCAUGUCAGUGCAGAAACAUGUUCUAUUAUAUUUUCCUGAAUAUAGAUGAAUGGGAUUAUAACUAGAGACUUUAGAGAAUUUGCACUUGUGAGGUAAAAAUCCACUUUGCGAAUUUUAAUAGAACAUUUUUUAUUACAGAUUUAACAAUAAUAAAGUAUUACGUGUAAAUUUUGGCAUUUUUUUUACAACUGGUACAUAUCAUGCUUAACCAGCAAACUCCAGGCUUGGUGAUCUUAGAUCCAAACAGAUGCUGUUUACAAAUGAUUCUGCUUAUUACCUGGUUGGUUUUUUUUCAAAUAAAUGUUUAUGGAAGAUGGUUUGAAUCAAUUAUAUUAUAUUUUUUUGAAUUUAUAAAGGAACAUAGGUCUUUGUUAUGCUAUGAAUGAUCUUUUGAACCUAAAACAUAUUAGAUCAAAUCUAGAAAAAAAAGAGACCAUCUUCAAUGUUAGAGUACUUAGUAGUAGUCAUUCCUAUGUAGUAGCAAUAACAUUGGUUGCCGAACAAGCAAGUGAAAAUGGUUGCAAUCAAAAACUUAGCAAGAUGAAUUUAUAACCGAUUACAAUUAGCAAAACCUAAACCCUAUAUACAUUUACUACUCCUAGGCAGUAAACAUUUCCAUUUAAGUGUUCAUAGGAACCAUCAUCAUGCUUAAUAUGUGUCCAUUGCUUUUGAAAUAGGGCAGAUAAAAACUUUAUUCAUUUCUGAAACUAAUUUUCAUGAGAAUCUAUUUUUCAUUGCUUUUCUCUAAAUUAUCUAAAUUUGCAGUAUAUCCUUGAUAUCAGAACAGUUCGUUUUACUCAUACUUGUAUUUCCAAAUGUUUUAGACUUAACACAAGCUAUAGGUAAAAAAAAAUUCGGAUAAUGUAUUCAUUUUCAUUAUCCCAAAUAAUUGUUUUUCAAAUAUAUUAGCUUGGGAGGAUAGAUUUGGCCAGCCACCAACUCUCCUCCAAGGCAGAUUUUUAUAACAAAAUAAAAUAAAAUGGCAUUGCACACCUGGUAUUUUUAUUCUAUACCCUUUUACUAAACACUUUCUAAUUUUUUACAAUAAAAUAUGUCUUUUGCCAGCGGUAAUGGCUUUGAGUUUCAUAAUACUUUACUGCUGAUUUUUGGCAUAUAGAAACCUAAUUCUACUGUAAGCCCUCUGUAUUAAUAAUAGCAAUGAGUCUUUAAUCAUUGUGAACACUGUUAUAUGGCUUUUUGUCCCAUGCAAUUGUAUCAUUAAAAUACUGUGGCUGAAGAGGUAAAUGCUUGUUAAGAUUCAAGGGAAACUUUGUUGGUUCAGGUAUGUCUCCUGUGUGUUAAUGUCAAUGGAGUUGCACUGAUUUACCCCAGCUAAAGAUCUAUCCUUUAAAUGUUGAAAGUAUUUGCUAUAAAAAAUUGUUUUAUGUACAAACAUUUCCAUAAACUUUGUAUUUUCUUCCUAUUUUAGCAAAUUUGUAUUAUGCAGUUGAAAAGCUUUGUCUCAUCUCAUGUAAAAUAAACUGUACAGUCCAUUAAA